Messenger RNA from Drosophila kikkawai, 582 nucleotides. RefSeq lists its product as uncharacterized. Lineage: Eukaryota; Metazoa; Arthropoda; Insecta; Diptera; Drosophilidae. The record is from RefSeq and is a predicted model, not a curated record.
GCGCCGGCCUAUAAAAAGACUCUCAACAAUCCCCAGAAAUAGCAAACAGUUGAGAUACUACAAUGUGGCUGCUCGAGGUAAUCUUUAUUGCCUGUCUGGCGGCGGCCUCCGUGAGCGGAGCCGCGGGGGAAGUUAAGCUCCCCACGGAGCAGGCCUUUGUGCCCCGCUAUACGCCCGAGAGCAAGCGUCAGGAUCUGGAUUUACCCGCCUCGGGGCAGAGCCUGGAAGAGCAGCAGCAACUCAGACCUCCUGUGGCAGGCGACAAAAAACCUUGGCGGCGACGCGUGGACUACGGUUACGAUGGCGUUUCUACGGCUGCCUGGUCAGCGGCUCCCUCGCCACCGGCCGCCAUCCUGUCCAUUCUAAAUCCCCUGCUGGCUCCUGGUUUGCUCCUGCUAGGCGUUAAUUUGGGCGCCCUGCUCUACAUGCUGCUGGGACUUUUAGGCCUGGCUCCGCAUCGUAGCAGCAGCAGGAGUGGCAGCAUUUCCCAGGCCUGGCCAACUCACAGCGAUGAGAUCCUCUACAGACACAAUCUAGGUGAGGGGGGCAAGGAAACGGCUGUAUAUUUUUAAAUAAAGAGCG